Bipolaris oryzae ATCC 44560 is the source of this 162-nucleotide messenger RNA. RefSeq lists its product as uncharacterized. The record is from RefSeq and is a predicted model, not a curated record. The transcript has a single exon. The annotation marks the transcript as partial. Lineage: Eukaryota; Fungi; Ascomycota; Dothideomycetes; Pleosporales; Pleosporaceae.
GAGCUGGAACUUAUACGGUAUAUCACUAAGCUUAAAAAGCAAGGUCUCCCUCCCAGGGAGAUAAUUAGAAUUUUCUUAUCGGCAGUAGCUGAUCAUCAGCUUAGUGAGAGCUGGGUUACUCGCUUUAUUAACCGACAUAAACUCCAUCUUAUCUCGAAGUAG